Messenger RNA from Onthophagus taurus, 2470 nucleotides. RefSeq lists its product as uncharacterized. The record is from RefSeq and is a predicted model, not a curated record. Lineage: Eukaryota; Metazoa; Arthropoda; Insecta; Coleoptera; Scarabaeidae.
AGGUUGAAAAUUAGUUUUAAUAAAUCAGUCUACUCUAAGGUUUUUGACGAACACAACUAAAAAUGGUUGCAUCACAAUUUUUACUUAUUUAUAUAGUUUUGGCGGGAACGAUAAUAAAGAUUGAGUCCCAAAAAAUUGAUUUCAAAAAAAUCUUUCACACCCCAAAAAGAAUUACGACGAACUUCAAAUAUUAGAGCGAUCAAGUUUCGAACCGGACGACCAUCAACAGGAGAAAACAAAACCCCAAACUGACCAAAAAAAUUUAAAUCAUCACAACCAAGAUCACCAUCAACAUCAUUCUCAACCGAAAGCGUACGCAAACGCACAGGUUUUAUUAAAUUUCGAUAACAACAAUCACAAAGAUGGACUAUUAAAGAAUGUUGAUGAACCAAAAUGUACAUGUUGUUCGAAAUACUUUCGUCAACAACCAAUUUAUCAACCAUUUUUGUAUCCGACGUAUUAUCCCGGUUAUUAUAAUCCAUAUCAUCAUUUUAAUAAUUAUUAUCAACCAUAUCACCAAAGUUUUUGCAUGAUGCAUCCUGAAUAUGCACUCAGAAAAAGUGAUGUAGGUAAAGAUUUAAUUGGGGAGAGAAGUAAUGAUGAUAAAGAGGUGAUUAAGAAGGAUGAUUUGGAAGAAGUUAAAAGAAACCAAGAAAGUUUUAGUGAAUGGCUUGAAAAAAUUUUUACAACACCAAAACCGGCAAGUACAAAAAGUUAUGUAACUGAAAAGGUUUCUGAUACGCCAAUUCAUAUCCCAACUUAUUAUCCAACUGAUAAAACUACUUUGAAACCCACUUAUAAGCCUACUUAUAAACCGACAUAUUAUCCAACUGAGAAAGUCACUGAAAAAUCAACUGAGAAGCUGACAACUCCUGAAAUACCAAGUACAACUGAAAAAAUAACUCACAAACCAACUUAUAAACCGACUUAUUAUCCAACUGAGAAAACAACUUAUAAACCAACUGAAAAGGUAACUUAUCCCCCUACUGAAGUGUCAACUCCUGAAACAACAUACAUAACUGAAAAAGUAACCCACAAACCAACUUAUAAACCCACUUAUUAUCCAACGGAAAAAACGACUCAUAAACCAACUGAAAAGGUAACUUAUCCUCCUACUGAAGUAUCAACUCCUGAAACAACAUACACAACGGAAAAAGUAACCCACAAACCAACUUAUAAACCUACUUAUUAUCCAACAGAAACAACUUUAAAACCAACAACCCAAGAACCAACUCAUAAGCCAACCCAUAAACCAACUCAUAAACCAACUCAUAAACCAACCCUUAAACCAACUCAGAAACCAACCCAUAAACCGACUUCUAAACCAACUCAUCCCCCAACUUUCAAACCAACAUCAAACCCUUAUCAUCACCAUGAUAAUCACCACAAAUUCCCUCAAGACUACUUACAUUGUCCGGAUAUCGAUAUUUUCAAUUCAAACCCAUGCAAAAUCCGUAACUUCAAAGAUUUUCAAAAACCCAUUUGCAAAGAACUUUUAAUAAUUUUUGAAAAAAUGCUUUCAUGCCUCUUAAACGGCUGCGAAAAGUGUUCAAUUCAUUUCACAAAUACUGAAAAACUACAAAUAGCUGAUGCUUUAAAUCAAAUUGUGCACCAUUUAAAAGAGAAAAAUUACGAAAUUGAUCGUGAUGAUUUAAAGUGGGAUCGAAGUGGUGUUCUAGAGAACGUACUAACCGUAUUUCCAUUUAAUUUAAUUCUGAUUAAAUCGAAAGAGUGUUGUGAUGAUCAUCGAAAAGAGGUCGUUUUGAAAUAUAUCAAAGAGAAUUAUAAAGGGACGAAGAAACACGAAGAAAUCGAAGAAAAAUUGAAGGGAAAAAUUGUUGAUUUAUUUUUGGAAAGUUUUCAUUUAAAAAAUGAUGAUAAAAAUGGUUAUUGUGAUUUUGUUGAAGAUUAUUUGACGAGAAGAAUUGAUUGUAAUAACGAUUUAAGUGAGCUUUUUAUGAAGUUAAUCAAAGAGUUAAAAAUGCCGAAAGAAAUUUUUGAAAUUAACACCAAAAACGAUAACGAUUUAAUCGAUUGUUUAAUGAGGGGUAUUUUUAAAUGUCCGAGUUGCGCUCAAAAUGAUAAAAAGGAUUGCUUUAAAUUGAACGAGAAUGUUUUACGAAAAACCCAUCAACUUUUCUUGUGCAAUUUCGCGAAAAGAUUAUGCGAAAGAUAUCCGGGAGUUGAAGAUCUUGAGAACUUGUUGAGUUUUUGUAAAACUGAAUGUGGUUGUCAAGAAAUCGAAAAGAUCGAUAUUAGAAGUAGUGGUUAUGAUAUUUUAAAAAGUGAUGAUAAAGAUUUAUUUGCUUGUCCUGGAUGUAACGGUAACGGAAAGUUUCCUGUUGAUAUGGAUGCUUUGAUGGAUGGAAAUGGAAUUGGAAAUACUAUUCAAAAAGAACAUGAAAAUAAUGAUGGGAAAGAAAUUUGUAAAUCAUGUACUAAGUACACCAAAGAGUUGAAUGAUUUUUAA